Messenger RNA from Nothobranchius furzeri (turquoise killifish), 1184 nucleotides. RefSeq names its product SBDS ribosome maturation factor (gene sbds). NCBI's taxonomy places the organism in Eukaryota, Metazoa, Chordata, Actinopteri, Cyprinodontiformes, Nothobranchiidae. Gene Ontology annotation, biological process: ribosome biogenesis; cytosolic ribosome assembly. The record is from RefSeq and is a predicted model, not a curated record.
CCGUGUUUCUCACCGAGAGCGCACUUUGAGUGAGCACACACCAGCGGUGUGUUGGUACCGUUUUGUUUUGAUUUCGGAUGCGUUUUGGACACGUUUUCGUGCCUUCUAAAACACAAUAAUGUCUAUAUUUACCCCCACAAACCAAAUCCGGCUGACUAACGUGGCGGUGGUACGGAUGAAAAAGGGCGGGAAGCGUUUUGAGAUCGCUUGUUACAAGAAUAAAGUCGUGAGCUGGAGAUCUGGAGCAGAAAAAGAUCUGGAUGAGGUUCUGCAGACACAUUCUGUUUUUGUUAAUGUGUCUAAAGGCCAGACGGCCAAGAAGGACGAUUUAAUUAAAGCUUUUGGGACUGAGGAUCAGACAGAAAUCUGUAAACAGAUUUUGGCCAAAGGGGAGCUCCAGGUGUCAGACAAAGAGAGGCAGACCCAGCUGGAGACGAUGUUCAGAGACAUCGCAACAAUCGUGGCAGAGAAGUGUGUUAACCCUGACACCAAGAGGCCUUACACCGUCAGCCUGAUCGAGCGAGCCAUGAAGGACAUCCACUACUCUGUCAAGACCACCAAGAGCACCAAGCAGCAGGCUCUGGAAGUGAUCCGGCAGCUGAAGGAGACCAUGCAGAUCCAGAGGGCCCACAUGAGGCUGCGGCUGGUGCUGCCGGCCAAAGAGGCCAAGAGGCUGAAGGAGAAGCUCAAACCUCUCCUGCAGGUGGUGGAGAGCGAGGACUUCGACGAAGAGCUGGAAAUGGUGUGUCUGGUGGAUCCCGGCUGCUACAGGGAGAUCGAUGAGCUGAUCCGCUGUGAGACAAAGGGUUGCGGCUCUCUGGAGGUCCUCAGCCUGAAGGACGUCGAGGAGGGAGACGAGAAGCUCUGAAACCUCUGGACUCUUGACCUUCUGCACACUAACACGUUUACUCCUAAAGCAGACGUUUCUGGUGCCAUCCUCGCGGCUUUCAUCCGUUCUUGCUGCAGCCGUGAGUGACGAGAGCAGGAUUAGAGGAGGCCGGUAGAUAACUCUGACCCGAAGUCUUUUAUUUACUUACAUUACUUUUGUGUCUCCAUCUGCUCUUGUGGCCAAAUUCAGCAUGGUGAUUACUUCUGAGUUAAAAAUGAGCCUUUUUUGUGUCUAAUAAACACAGAUCUGCACAAGUCGAAUGGACAGAACAUUAAAGCUAACACGUCCAACAAAA